UUUUUCAAUUUCGAUUUCAUCGUUCGGUUACAGUAUCGAUAUUCAGUGUUUGGGCGGAGAAAGUUUCAGACUUUUUCUUAGGAGGAAGCCAUGAAAGUCAAGAUCUUGCAUGGCAUGCAGUUGCUUCAUGGACAUGGGAUGCUCAAGACGAAACAUGUGGGAUAUGUCGGAUGGCUUUUGAUGGUUGUUGUCCUGAUUGCAAACUUCCUGGAGAUGAUUGCCCUCUAAUUUGGGGAGCUUGCAAUCACGCGUUUCAUCUUCACUGUAUAUUGAAAUGGGUGAAUUCACAGACGAGUCAAGCUCAUUGCCCAAUGUGUCGAAGAGAAUGGCAGUUCAAAGAGUAAGCAAAUUAUGAGGAGGAUUAUUCUGAAGCUCUCAUCAUGGAGGAUGUUUUGGAAUGAUCUCUUGGACCAUUAGUGUUGAGUUUUGAUCGUGUGCUGAAAGGCAAGAGAGAGCUUUUGGAAUGUUUUUGAAGCUUGUCUUUGUUUUGAUUGCUUGGACAAAUCAGGAAUCAAGCAACUUUCUGUGAGCUUCAUCAUCUAUGGUCUAUGUUUGUAGUUAGAUUUCUUUUUUUUUUGUAUCACGUCGCCUUUGACCUUGGUUAAUAAUAUUUGCUUGAUGAUUAGUUAAGUUUUCAUUA
Messenger RNA from Arabidopsis lyrata subsp. lyrata, 640 nucleotides. RefSeq names its product anaphase-promoting complex subunit 11. Bases 171 to 344 code for a protein of 57 amino acids. NCBI's taxonomy places the organism in Eukaryota, Viridiplantae, Streptophyta, Magnoliopsida, Brassicales, Brassicaceae. Gene Ontology annotation, molecular function: ubiquitin protein ligase activity; cullin family protein binding; zinc ion binding. The transcript has 4 exons. Gene Ontology annotation, cellular component: nucleus; anaphase-promoting complex. The record is from RefSeq and is a predicted model, not a curated record. Gene Ontology annotation, biological process: positive regulation of mitotic metaphase/anaphase transition; anaphase-promoting complex-dependent catabolic process; protein ubiquitination.